AUGGCUCCGCUCCUGCGGCAGCUGGCCGCGCUGCUGCUCGCGGCGUCCGCAGCCGCGGCCGGCGGCGACACCGUGGAGGUCGGCGUCAACUGGGGCUCGCAGCUCUCGCACCCGCUGCUGCCGGAUUCGGUGGUGAAGAUGCUCAAGGCGAACGGGAUCGCUAGGGUCAAGAUGUUCGACGCGGACCCCUGGCCCGUCGGCGCGCUCGUCGACUCCGGCAUCGAGGUCAUGCUCGGCAUCCCCAACGACAUGCUCGAGACGAUGAACAGCUACGGCAACGCGGAGGAUUGGGUCAAGGAGAACGUCACCGCCUACGGCGACAAGCUCAAGCUCAAGUAUGUGGCAGUGGGAAAUGAGCCUUUCCUCAAGGCCUACAACGGAUCAUUCAUGAAGACGACAUUUCCGGCGCUGAAGAACGUCCAGAAGGCACUGGACGAGGCCGGCGUCGGCAACAAAGUGAAGGCGGUCGUCCCGCUCAACGCCGACGUCUACGUGUCCCCCGACGACAAGCCUUCCUCCGGCGCGUUCCGGCCGGACAUCAACGACCUCAUGACCGACAUGGUGAAGUUCCUGCACGACCACGGAGCGCCCUUCGUCGUCAACAUCUACCCCUUCCUCAGCCUGUACCAGAGCGACGACUUCCCCUUCGAGUUCGCCUUCUUCGACGGCGGCAGGAACAUCCAGGACAAGGGCGGCGUCAGCUACUCCAACGUGUUCGACGCCAACUACGACACGCUCGUGAACGCGCUGAAGAAGGCCGGCGUGCCCAACCUCAAGGUCAUCGUCGGCGAGGCCGGCUGGCCCACCGACGGCAACAAGAACGCCAACCUCAAGCUGGCGCGCCGCUUCUACGACGGCCUCCUGAAGAAGCUGUCAAAGAACGACGGCACCCCGGUGCGGCCGGGCAAGAUGGAGGUCUACCUGUUCGGCCUCUUCGACGAGGACAUGAAGAGCAUCGCGCCGGGCAACUUCGAGCGGCACUGGGGCAUCUUCACCUACGACGGCAAGCCCAAGUUCCCGAUGGACCUGACGGGGCAGGGCCACGACAAGCUCCUCUCCCCGGUGCCGGACGUGCAGUACCUCCCGCACCAGUGGUGCGUGUUCGACGACGGCGCCAAGGACAAGGCGAAGCUGCCGGGCAACAUCCAGUACGCGUGCGCCAGCGGCGACUGCACGGCGCUCGGCUACGGCUGCUCCUGCAACGGGCUGGACGAGAAGAGCAACAUCUCCUACGCCUUCAACAUGUACUUCCAGAUGCAGGACCAGGACGUGCGCGCCUGCGACUUCGACGGGCUCGCCAAGAUCACCGAAAAGAACGCCUCGGCGCGCGGAUGCCUGUUCCCGAUCCAGGUCCUCAGCGCCGGCGCCCGGGCGGCGCCGGGGAUCGGGUGGGCGGCGGCGAUCAUGGCCUUGGCCGUGAUGAUGUUCGUGUAG
Messenger RNA from Panicum hallii, 1434 nucleotides. Its product is annotated as glucan endo-1,3-beta-glucosidase 8-like. The transcript has 2 exons. Lineage: Eukaryota; Viridiplantae; Streptophyta; Magnoliopsida; Poales; Poaceae. Gene Ontology annotation, cellular component: plasma membrane. The record is from RefSeq and is a predicted model, not a curated record. Gene Ontology annotation, biological process: carbohydrate metabolic process. The coding region runs from base 1 to 1434 and encodes 477 amino acids. Gene Ontology annotation, molecular function: hydrolase activity, hydrolyzing O-glycosyl compounds.